AUCGCGAGUACGGUGGUGGGGCACAUCCCGAUAUCAUGCGAAAGCCAUAAUUCCCCCCUGCAGGGGAAGCACUAUACGCCGGAUGAGCCUCAGCUAUAGCUCAGGAUUGCCAAUGUGUGCCCCUCCGUGGCGAUGUGCAUAACGAUAAUAGCCAUUCAAGUGCAGUAUGACAUGAUCCUCCCAUUGCGUCCAUGACAAUGAUAGCGGUACCCCGCUCAGGCUUCCCGAUAUGAACAGGGCCAUCUGGUUGUACCAACAGACCGCAUUGCCGCAGCCCCUGCAACGGGCUGCACUGAUAUCCAGGCUGGGUUGCUCCUCAUUUCCCUCCUUCCUGGUAGAUUAACUUCUUUUUUUGUGCUUCAAUGGGAAACCUGGGAGCUCGUUGGCUGUCGAGCUCAUGGCGUCCACCGCUCACCCACCCCACCGUACUCGAGUGUGCAAUCGCCCUUGCACAGCGAAUCUAUAAGCGCUAAGCUCAUUGAGGGCAAGAUGUUCGCUUGGCCUUGUUCCUGAUGCCUGGAGUUCCUCGAACCCUUCUCCCCUCUGUCCUGCCGCUCGGUUGUGAUAGGAGGCUGUCGCCUACAGCUUCGAUCCCAUACUUGUAGCAUUGUGUACGAGCCCUCCAUCCAGCUAGGAUACGCGGGGGAAAGGGUACGGAAGGAGGGGUCCUCCUUUUUUUGCAAAAAAAUUUCUACCCACCUUGCUCCAAUUACUUAUCUCCCUUUCCUCUUACACUCCCUCUCCCCUCAUCCUCUUCUCCUAUCCUUCUCUGCAUUCUCCCAACACCCCCCAAUUCAAUCGUGGUUACUGGUGUUCUCUUUCAUCUAUUCCUGUACCACUUGUAUGAUAUCCGCCUUGGUGAGUCUCCCUCCUGCCUAUUUUUAAGCUUCGAGGCCCUUUUGGUGAUGAUUUUCGUUGCUCUGCUUGAGGGGUUAGCCCUCUUUUUUCCGUUGAGGAAGAAGCGUCGCUAACCUGGUUCUAAACCUCUUUGAUCAGCUUUCACCCAGUUCUUCUUCCCCGAAAAAGACAUAAACCGCUUUAUCUAGCUAGUAAAAAAAUAUGGCACCUAACAGAUGUGAGCUUAGGAUUCCCAGCCUUUUGGUUGCUUUUUCUGACGAUGCCUUUCCCAGCUGUCACCCACCGUCACUUUCAGGAUACUGGUAUCUGGAGGGAUGCUCCCGUCUACAAAGGAGCAACCAAAUUCCCUCCUCUCGAGGAUGCGAAAAACAUCCUAAUUACUGGUGGAGCUGGUUUCAUGUUUGUCAACCCUCUCGUUCCUGUCUACUUUUUUGUUUUUGUAUCCCGGAGAUUUCCAUCCGAUUCGGAACUGACAAUGGAUCAGAGCUUGCUGGCUUGUACGCCAUCUCACCCUCACUUAUCCGGAGUACAACAUCAUCUCGUAUGAUAAGCUCGACUACUGUGCUUCUCUGAACAAUACCCGUUGUCUGAGUACUGCUCCAAACUUCACGUUCGUCCAUGGCGAUAUCACUUCUCCCGAGGAAGUUCAGAAUGCUUUCCGUAAAUACAACAUUGAUACGGUUUUCCACUUUGCUGCACAAUCCCAUGUUGAUUUGUCGUUUGGAAAUUCUUACGAGUUUACUUCGACCAACGUCUAUGGUACUCACGUAUUGCUCGAGUGCGCCAAGAAUCACGGCUCGUUGAAGAGAUUCAUCCACAUAUCCACGGAUGAGGUGUAUGGCGAGGUCGAUGAGGACGGUGAAGAUCUGAUUGAGCAGAGCAUCCUGGCUCCCACCAAUCCCUACGCUGCUAGUAAGGCAGCUGCGGAAAUGUUGGUGCACUCCUACUACAAGAGUUUCAAGCUCCCUGUCAUCAUUGUCCGAAGCAACAAUGUGUACGGGCCUCACCAAUUCCCGGAGAGUAAGACGAUCCCUCCCUGGAUCUGCGUAUUUGGGUUUCUAACGCGUGUCAUCAAUGUGCAGAGGUUAUUCCUAAAUUCUCCUGCCUCCUCCACCGUGGAGAAAAACUACUUCUCCACGGUGACGGGAAGCACACCCGUCGUUAUCUCUUUGCUGGUGAUGCUGCCGAUGCUUUCGAUACCAUCCUCCACAAGGGUUUGAUCGGGCAAAUCUACAAUGUCGGUUCCACCGAUGAGAUUUCCAACCUUGAGCUCUGUGCCCUUCUCCUGAAGCAAUUCGGCCGCGACCCUGCUGUGGACUUUGAUUCAUUUGUCAAGCACACCAUUGAUCGUCCAUUCAACGACCGCAGAUAUGCCGUCGAUGCUACCAAACUGAAGAAUUUAGGUUGGGUACAGAAGACCACAUUCGCUGAGGGGUUAAAAGCUACUGUCGAUUGGUACAGAAAGUUUGGGGGUGAGUGGUGGGGAAACAUUGACCUAGUCCUUGUGCCCUUCCCAGUCGUCAAGGAUUCGGAGGUCGUGGACGCCGAUAAUAGUGGUUCCAAGAACUCGUAAAUGUUGCCAUCGUUCUUUCUUCUUUUUCAAUAUACUUGUAGCGCUUUAGAGUUUUGGGUUGGAACAGCUUGUUUUCGGAUUCGGCAGCUUCGGUCCGGCGGGUUUUUGCGAGUAUACUGAAGUGGAACGUUGCACGGUUUUUCCUUACAUUUAAGCUAUUUAGUGCUGGUCAAUAAAAAAAUCUCAUUUCC
Messenger RNA from Tuber aestivum (summer truffle), 2622 nucleotides. NCBI's taxonomy places the organism in Eukaryota, Fungi, Ascomycota, Pezizomycetes, Pezizales, Tuberaceae. The record is from the annotation of a GenBank genome assembly.